Molecule: messenger RNA, 690 nt
Organism: Microthlaspi erraticum
Lineage: Eukaryota; Viridiplantae; Streptophyta; Magnoliopsida; Brassicales; Brassicaceae
Source: the annotation of a GenBank genome assembly
AUGGCACCUUUGGGGCUUAGAAAACAACCAGGUGGAGCUGAAAAACGAAGGAAGAGAAAGAAAAUACAAGAAUUUGUCAAGUCUCAAGCCAAUGCUAUGUUAAAGUUUCUCAAGAAACCCGAAACAUCUAGCGUCACUGCUCAAAGAAACGACUUUGAAGGUAAAGAUGGUAUUUUUCAGAGUAAAGACGAUCCUGAGAAAGAGAAAGAUGAGGUUUUGCAUCAAAGUGAGCAGAAGAAGGAACAGCAUCUCUCUGAAGAUAUGUCUGAUCCUGGAAACUGGAGAAACGUGGUCGACACGAAAAUGAGAGACUUGUUGGUUGAGAAGGGUCCAGCGACAAGGCUACCGAGUGAUUAUCAGUUUCCCAAGAAUGCGAAUGGUAGGCGUUUCUCGCAUUCGCUCUACAUAAGAGACUUGGUGAAUGGAGAGAAAGUAAAUCGGCAGUGGCUGGUUUACUCAAAAUCUUUAGAUAAAGCUUUUUGCUUUUGCUGCAAGCUGUUCAGAGAUGACCAGACAAAUGGUGGUGGCUACUUGGUAACUACAGGGUAUAACAACUGGACAAAUGUUUCCACAAGGCUCAAAGAACACGAAAGAAGUCAUGAUCAUAUGCUUCUUAUGACGCGUUGGAAAAUGUUGGAGAUGGGACUUCAAAAGAAUCAGACUGUUGAUAAGCUGCUUAAUAAGUUGUAG